CAAUUAGACAUAUUUGUGUAAUGCAUAUUAUGUAUGUACGGACGGUUCGCAACGCAAGUCGCCGACAUCAGGGGUCGAGAGGUUCAACGGCGAGGCUGGGCUCAUUAGAAGGAGAAAAAGCCAAGAAAAUGAGGAGAAUCAUGAGGAGUAGAGGAAGGAGGAGGAGUGUCGCCGGAGGCGGUGGAAGCGGCGGCAGGAACGGUGGCAGAAUCAGAAGAAGCAGAGAGAGAAAGAGAAGAAGUGCGACGGAUCUUGCCGUGAUCAAAGAACUUCCGUUCAAACCCAUCGGCUUGGGUGUGACAUCAAAUCUCAGCCGUUGAUCAUGAACCCUCAUUUUCCAUUACUGUAGUUUAUCAACUCUUUUUGUUUUUGAUAAAUGUCUUAGAUCCUUCUCCCUUUGUCUCUGGCUUUUGUUAUAUAUACUGGCAAUUGGGAAAGUUGAAAUGUCUAUCUCUAUAUUUGUGUAUACGUGUAUGUAUAGCUUGUAUAUUUUUGACAACCCAACAAAAUUUUAAUUUUUCUUAGCUA
Messenger RNA from Arabidopsis thaliana (thale cress), 528 nucleotides. RefSeq lists its product as uncharacterized. The transcript has a single exon. The coding region runs from base 21 to 320 and encodes 99 amino acids. The record is from RefSeq and is marked reviewed. NCBI's taxonomy places the organism in Eukaryota, Viridiplantae, Streptophyta, Magnoliopsida, Brassicales, Brassicaceae.